This is a messenger RNA of Perkinsus marinus ATCC 50983, 240 nucleotides long. RefSeq lists its product as hypothetical. The transcript has 2 exons. Lineage: Eukaryota; Perkinsozoa; Perkinsida; Perkinsidae. The record is from RefSeq and is a predicted model, not a curated record. Bases 1 to 240 code for a protein of 79 amino acids.
AUGGAGGCGAUGUUCAGCAUGGCUAACCUCAUACCUAAACCUGGUCAGGAUGGGCUGUGUCCUGAGGCCGAUACACCCAGCAAGAUCGUGUGUAAGCUCGGGCCCGCUGGAGAGGUCCUCUUCUGUGCUAAGCAUUGUAUCGGUCGAUACGUCUACUCCCCCAAACCAUGUGUGUCCUGCCUCCUUGACGGCCUUGUGCUAUUGGUCGUGUUUAUUCAGGUCACUACGUUAUGUCCUUGA